Messenger RNA from Cheilinus undulatus (humphead wrasse), 2347 nucleotides. RefSeq names its product CCN family member 1-like. The transcript has 6 exons. Gene Ontology annotation, biological process: signal transduction. The record is from RefSeq and is a predicted model, not a curated record. Gene Ontology annotation, cellular component: extracellular region. NCBI's taxonomy places the organism in Eukaryota, Metazoa, Chordata, Actinopteri, Labriformes, Labridae. Gene Ontology annotation, molecular function: protein binding. Bases 128 to 1267 code for a protein of 379 amino acids.
GAAGACUCCGGUCUGAAAACAGAUUGAAUACAGUGUGAAGCUAUUUUAAAAGUAGUAUUUCAUCUCGGGUUUGUUGCCCAGAGAUACAACUUUACUUUGUUUUUGACUAAUCUGUGACUUGUUGAUCAUGGCAUAUCUGAUCUGCCUGAGUUUCCUGACAACAGCCGUCAUCUCUCAGGUGAUUGCUAGCUGUCCAGCUGUGUGUGAGUGCCCCACAGAGCCCCUGAUCUGCCCUCCAGGAGUGAGCACAGUGCCAGAUGGAUGUGGGUGCUGCAAGGUGUGUGCUGCACAGCUGAACCAAGACUGCAGCCCAAUGAGGCCUUGUGACCACCACAAAGGGCUGGAGUGUAAUUACGGCAAUGAUGUGACCAUGGCCUGGGGCGUCUGUCGAGCAAGAUCAGAGGGGCGCACUUGUGAGUACAAUGGCAGAAUCUACCAGAACAGCGAGAGUUUCCGUGCCGGCUGUAAACAUCAGUGUACUUGCAUCGACGGUGCCGUUGGCUGUGCUCCUCUCUGUAAUAACAAGCUGCCACCAGCCUCUCCAUCAUGCCCCUACCCAAGGCUGAUCAGGAUGUCAGGGCAGUGUUGCUUCAGUGUGGAUUGCAACAAGGGCACCUGGAAGCUACCAACAACACAUAAGGUGCCUCCACCAAAGCAACACCUGCCCAGACCUCAGAAACAUCCUGCCCUGCAGCAGCCUGGAAACAAGCUGCCCAAUGAGCUUACAGACUUUAAGGCUGAUGGCUGGGAGAGAGAGCAUGGCUACAAACACCUGCCAGUGUGGAACCAUCCAAAGAAGAAGAAAUGCCAAUUUCAGACCACAGACUGGUCCCAGUGCUCCCGCAGCUGUGGGAUUGGUGUGUCCUCCAGAAUCACCAACAAGAACCCUCAGUGUAAACUGAAGAGGGAGACCAGAAUCUGCACUGUACGGCCCUGUGACAGCCUGACUGUCCAAGUCAAGAGAGGAAAGAAGUGCUUCCCCAACCAAAAGGCCCCUGAGCCAGUCCGCCUGUCCUAUGGGGAGUGUCUGAGUGUCCGUCUUUACAGGCCAAACUACUGUGGCAUUUGUUCAGAUGGACGUUGCUGCUCUCCACGUCGCACACGCACUCUACCUGUGACUUUUGUCUGCCCGGAUGGCGAGCGUUUCCAGAGAUCGGCCAUGUUCAUCCAAUCAUGUAAAUGCAGUGAGGACUGUGGCCACUUAAAUGAGGUGGCGCUGCCUCCGCAGCACUGGAUGUAUGGAGACACGCAUAAGUUCAUUGACUAGAACUGAGGAAAACUUUUUUUGUAUUUUCAUGGGAUGAGGUCAGUUUCCGUGACAAAGGAAGACACUUCAAGACAAGGGGCUAUUUUUCUCAUCUGGCUCCAAGUGAACCCAGACCACACCAGACAUCAGGCAGGAAGAACUGCCUCGAUUUUAUUUGCAACCAUAAAAGCAACCGUUAUAUUAUUCUGUGACCAGGGAGGAAUUGUAGACUUGCCUGCUCCUGUUCAAACAGACAUGGGGCCUAAAUUAGAGCCCUGAAUCACCCCUUGACUUCCUCCUCUCUAAACUGAUUGAAGGUUGAAGGUGGAGGAUUUUAUUCAGAGACCCUCGGAUUAAACUGAGAGGAGAGACACUACAUAAGCAACAAAGCACUUUGUUUAGCACUGACACUUGGAGAAGAAUGAAAGCAGUACACAACAAUCCCCUCACCUGCAGAAUCAGCUGCAGUACGUUUUGGUGGAUGACCACAUAUCCCAUAGUGCACUGUAACAACUAAAUGACAGUGAGAGUGACUUUUAUAGCUGUAGGUAGAAACCUGACCAUCCACAGAGUACAAAUCAAAAUGAGUAUGAUAUGGACAAGCAGGAACUAAGGCUGUAAAACGUUAAGACAUGCUAUGUGGGGCUGACUGUGUGUUCAGCAAGGACUGGACCAAUUCAAAAUAUACAUCAUUUCUGCUUCCAGAAGAAAUGGGUCUUAAAAACUAUUUGAGAACCUAAUUUGGAUCUCUAAGAUUAGGUUUCUUUAUCUGGAUCCAAGUGUCACAUGUAUACCCUCCUGUGGAUUAAGACAAAACUGUGCUGCUGUCAAAUGUUUUUGUGGGUCCACACAUCUCAUGUAACUGCUUAGCUCAUGUUUCAUGAGGUUUUAUUUUGACACAACUAUUAAAAGUCACUAGCAAGUUAAAAGCAGCCAUCUGUUCGAAAACAAGAAGAUAGUGCCCUCUGCUUGUGAGAAAAAUUUACUACACCCAAGUUAGACAACACUAAGUUUGUAUUUUUUGUUGUGUAACUGUAGAGUUUGUGCAAUUUCUGAUGCACUUAAUAAUUUUAAAUGAAAAAAUAAACCCAGUACAUUUAA